ACUCGUGAACGUUGCAAAACCGCAACUUGCAAACCCGAUUGACGAGUGGCCCAAACCCAACAAACUAACAAAUUACCACACACCAAAUAUCUCUCCCUCUCGUCCAACAAACGUCCAAAACCCUAGCCAUGUGAAUCACUAUUCAGUACAACAUUAUCAUCCCCCCUUCACUUCCACUCAAUUCCCACCUCACAAUUCCACUUUAUAACACGCCCACAGCGCCACUCACACUCACCCACCAUUCAACCUCACCCUAAAAAAAAACCCACUCAACACACUCUCCACAGCCGCCGCCAUGGCCGCCGUAAUUAGCAACAAGUUGACCGCGGUCCUCCUCAUGACCAACCUCCUCUUCUUCACCGCAUUCUCCGCCGCCGUCACCACGGACUGCGCCUGCGGCAAGUCCCCGCCCAAGGCCCCGGCACCGCCGCCGGCGAAGUGCCCCAAGGACGCGCUGAAGCUGGGGGCCUGCGCCGACCUUUUGGGAGGGCUGGUCCACCUGGUGAUCGGAACCCCUCCGGCGAGCAAGUGCUGCGCCGUGCUGGAAGGAUUGGUGGACCUGGAGGCCGCAUUGUGCCUCUGCACCGUCAUCAAGGCCAACGUCCUCGGGAUCAACCUCACCGUCCCCGUCGCCCUCAGCCUGCUCCUCUCCGCCUGCGAGAAGGAGGUUCCUCCAGGGUUCCAGUGCUGAUUUGGGUUUUGGAGCGUAAUUGUGAUUAGCACUCAAUUUGGCCACGUGCGUGCAUGGAGUUUGUUAAUGAUUCAUUGAUUACGUAUGGACCUUAAUUAGGAUGAUUUCUCCUACGUGGGCUGCCGUCAGCUUGAUUUGUACCGGCUUGGUUAUUUUUUUAAAGUUAUUUCAUGCUUCUUCUGUGUUCGUACGGGUUCUUGUUUAGCUCUAAUUAGUUUCGGAAGCCGUUAAUUUAUUUUAAUUAAUUAUGUAAUUUGUUUGUUUGGAAUAAUUGGGCAAGCCUGUUUGCCUUGUACCUUCUUGUUGUGUCGUGUCAUGUGUGUCUGUGUAUCAAGUACGCUGUUAUAAUAUAUAUGUAUGUUAAAUCAAUUGAUUGUCCAGUUACGCUGUCGUGGACCUUAAUUUUUUUUAAUUAAUUAUGUAAUUUGUUUGAAAACGAGAUUAAAUUUUGGAUUCUCAUAAUAAUUCUAGUAUUGUUGUGGCGAAUUGGUUCUCGCUAUGGUAUUGAUGUCUUUGGAGAAAAGGUAAGAUGUUUGAUACUUGUAAAUUAACAUGGUUAGGUGAUGGCGUGAUGCGCGCAAUGUCUUGUGAGUUUGUGGAAUCAUCUGAAACACAAAGAACUUUCAAUUAUCGUAAAUGGACGGAUUCUUAAUUAACAUCUCUUUUGUUUGGACAUAUUAUUGCUUCAGUACGCCUGUCUAAUAUGGGACUUUUCUUAAUUUUAUCCGAGUCUGCAAUCAUUACAUAGGAAUGGCCUGUGAUUAAGAAACUUUGUCAACUAACCAUAGGAAUGAAUCCAAUUAUAUAUGAAGGAAAUUCAGUAAUUCGAAAGUUGUUCACUCAUAUCUCUCUCGAAUGUGGCAUCUAGCGUUGAGGACUGUACGUGGUCCUUAAAGUUUGGGAGAGGAUGUUAGUUGAUAUUAUUUGUAGGGCUACCCAAUCAGAAUUCAGAAUGAGGAGAAAACAACGUAUACGUGGUCGAAAAACAAGCCCUGGAUAUCAACAUGUAUCUAAAAUAUCAAAAUCCCAAAUUUCUUGGAUGAAUCAGUAAAAAAAAGAAAUAUAUAGUGUUCGAGUUAGUGCAUGUCCAAGUGUACAAAAUAUCACAUUGAAAGAAAAGGAAAGUCCGAAAGUGCAAGUGUGUUUGUAAAGAUGUUUAUGAAGCUCUUUUUUUUUUUUUUUUUACUUUAUUUUAAUGAUAGAAUAAUUAGUGAAUUUUUAUUGCUUAAUUAAUUGAUUUAAUAUAAAUUGUUUUUUGGUUGCUUAGUGAAUCAAUUAAUUUUGAUUCUUGUGAAACUAUUUUUUCACAAUAAAAGUCUAUUGAUGCCAUAAUUCAUUUCUAAUCUUCUUCUUCAUCUGCUUCCACUUUCUUCCUUAAAAAUCAACAAUAUGGAGAUUUGCAAUUUGCUGCUUUCAGAUUUUGGUUGCACUAUUACGGAUCCCCCCUUCAAUUUAUUCCGGUUCAUCACAAUUUUAUGACAAUUAACAACUUAUUUCAACAUUCGAUUGAGAUCCUCCCUAAAUAUAAGAACACCAAUAUGUGAGGACCGUCAAUGCCACCUGCCUGGAUAGCUAUAACAAAGCCAUAUUGACCAUCAAUCAAUUUGUCAAUUUAUCCUGCCUUCCGGGUUCGACGGGAUUCUCCUCCGGUUUUUCUUUCACGGUUACGGCUGCUGGUGGGAGGAGGAGCCGUGUCGUGAUCGUGUGGCGGCGGUGGACCUCGGUCGUGGCGGUGGAAGAGACCAAAGGGGGCUCUGGCGGCUAGGGUUGGGGAGUACUCUUACAUGUUUGGGUCAUGGACCUGGGCCCUAUUGGGUACCGGGCUUGUUUUAUUUGGCCUUUUGUUUGAGUUCUUGUUUCAAUUCUGAUGCUAGUAGCUUGUUCUUUUCCGGUUGGGCUUUUUGCCUAUUCGUAUUCUUAAUGAAACCUCUUAAAAAAA
Molecule: messenger RNA, 2630 nt
Organism: Linum trigynum
Lineage: Eukaryota; Viridiplantae; Streptophyta; Magnoliopsida; Malpighiales; Linaceae
Source: the annotation of a GenBank genome assembly